Racocetra fulgida is the source of this 301-nucleotide messenger RNA. The record is from the annotation of a GenBank genome assembly. Lineage: Eukaryota; Fungi; Glomeromycota; Glomeromycetes; Diversisporales; Gigasporaceae.
AUGCUUAAAUAUAUAUCAGAUAUAUUAAGUACUAAACAAAUUAUAUUUGAUUAUAAAAAUCAGUAUAUAAGAUGUAUUGAACAUAUAAUUAAUUUGGCUGUUAAACAAGCUAUUAAAAAGCUUUAUAUCAAUACUAAUUAUAAUAGUGAUGAUGAUAUUUUAGAAAAUGAUAAUUUAGAAGAAUUAAAUAAUAUAGUAUAUAAACAAAAAAAAAAUAUAAAAAGAGAUAUUGAUAAUGUUUUAGAACAUGUUUUUAAAAAAAGAAAAGACGAAUAUAAAGAUGAAUUAGAAAAGUAUCUUA